CAUCCGUCAGAGCCGCGCUCGGGAGUGGGUCUCGUAGUAGCCACGGCAUGGGGAUGUCACCGACCUGUGUGCUGGAUCCGAGGCUUGUUGCCAUGGAGAAGCGGAGGCUCUGAGGAGCGGAGACUGAGCAUCCGAUGACUCAGACGGAGAUGAGAGGACGUUUAGAGAUGAAAGCACGGCACCAGUGUUGGUCUGAGGGAUGUCGUUAGAGGAGAUAUAAAAGAUGAAGUUUAAGAAGUUCAUCACGAUCAUGCAAGCAGCAAUUGGGGUUGUUCCCUUGAACAAACGGGAGCUCCUGCCUCCUGGUAGGAAACUGUGGAGACCCCCAGGGGACCAGGGUUGCUCUGACCAGACCAGUACUGACCUACUCAAGUCCAGCCGCAAGUUCUGCUGGUCCAGAGAAGCCCAGUACUUGUAUCUUCGCCGCUUGUCUUCGAGAAGCUUCUCAGCCAUCACGAUGAACCCGGUCAUGGAGGAGACGGUGUGGGAGCAGUACACCGUGACCCUGCAGAGAGAUUCAAAAAUGGGUUUCGGCAUCGCAGUUUCUGGAGGAAGGGACAACCCAAACGAGGAGACGGGCGAGACGUCCAUCGUGGUGUCGGACGUCCUGCAGGGAGGGCCCGCCGAGGGACUCUUGUUUGAGAAGGAUCGUGUCGUGCUGGUGAACAACACCCCCAUGGAGGGAGCGGUGCACUCCUUCGCUGUGCAGACCCUCAGGAAAUGUGGCAAAACUGCAAAGAUUACCGUGAAGAGACCCAGGAAGGUUCCAGUUAAUAUGGUGCCACGCCCUCCCUCACCUGAAGUCUUCAGCAAUGACAACUAUGACGACUACAAUUACGACCAGGACCGCCGCAGCUUGAACAGCGGGCGGGACAACAGCCUGGAGAGGGAGCGCAGAGGCUACGUGGAUUCUGGCUACCAUACCCGGGAUCGGAACUAUGACCGCGGCAGGAGUGCGGAGAGGGACCUGAGCCCUGACCGGAACUACAGACGAGAUGGCAGCAGGGGGCGCACUCUCGAUCGCAGCCCCGACCCGCGUUACAAGAGCGAGCACACGCUGGACCGCGACUACAGCCCGGACAGAAGGUACCGCAGCGAGCGCACCCUGGACCGCGACUACAGCCCGGACAGAAGGUACCGCAGCGAGCGCACCCUGGACCGCGACUACAGCCCAGACCGACACUAUCGCAGCGAGCGGAUGCUGGACCGCGCCCCCAGCCCUGACUCGCGCUACGGCCCUGGACGAGACCAGAGGCGUGACAAAAGCUUAGAGCGAGGACUGGACCGGGACCAGAGGUACAACGACCCCGUCCGGCGAACCGCAAGCAGGGACCGCCUGGACCGCUCGCCAUCGCCCCCACCUGCUCCCAUCCCUCUGCCACGCCCCGCCCGUGAUCUGGAGCCUCUGGAGAAACCUGUGAACGUGCUGCUCCUGAAAAAACAACCUAACGAAGAGUACGGCCUCCGUCUGGGCAGCCAGCUCUUCAUCAAAGAGAUGACCAGCACUGGACUCGCCGGUAGAGAUGGAAACCUGAAGGAGGGGGACAUUAUCCUGAAGAUCAACGGCACAGUAACGGAGAACCUGUCCCUCGGCGACGCCGGGAAGCUGAUCGAGAAGUCGCGCGGCAGGCUGCAGUUGGUGGUGCAGCGGGACCGGCGUCAGAUCCUGAUCCGAAUCCCGCCGAUGGUGGACAGCGACUCUGAGCUCGAUGAUAUCUCUGAGAUCGAGUCGUACCGCUCUUACUCUCCACAGGAUGACAGACGAGGCCAUCAUUCCGACCUCUCCUCCCACUCCUCCAAUGAGAGGCUUCGAGACAAACCCAGAGAGGACCCUCCUAACAGGCUGGCAAAAAUGGGUGCGAUGCCGACACCUUUCAAAGGUCUGGAGAGACGUGAAGAUUCAUCCCCUUUGCCGGCAGAGAGGGAGGAACCUCGAUCUGAGACGCCUCCAGCGGCUGCAGUAGCUGUCGCCCCAAGGCAUCAGGUUCCUCCAAAGGUGCCACUGAAGCCGAGCAUUGAAGAUCAGGAAGUUUAUGGGCCAAACACGGUGAUGGUGCGUUUCAAGAAGGGCGACAGUGUGGGCCUGAGGCUGGCAGGAGGGAAUGAUGUGGGCAUCUUCAUUGCUGGUGUUCAGGAGGACAGUCCAGCUGAGCAGGAGGGUCUUCGCACAGGAGAUCAGAUCGUGAAGGUAAACAGUACAGACUUCAGAGGGAUGGUGCGUGAAGACGCCGUCCUCUACCUCUUAGAGAUCCCAAAAGGAGAAGAUGUGACCAUUCUCGCUCAGAGCAAACCUGAAGUGUACGAAGAUGUUCUAGCUUCCGGACGGGGCGACUCGUUCUUCAUCAGAACCCAUUUUGAGUAUGAGAAGGAAGCUCCGCAAAGCCUUCCGUUCACCAGAGGGGAUAUCUUUAAAGUCACCGACACGCUGUAUGACGGCAAGCUGGGCCAUUGGUUGGCGAUCCGUACGGAUAAAGACAACCACUUGUUGGAAAAGGGAAUCAUCCCCAACAAGAGCAGAGCAGAACAAAUGACCAACGUGCAGAAUGCUGCUCGGGCGGCGUCAGGCAAUGACAGAGGGGACUUCUGGAGGCUGCGAGGUCAAAGGGCAGUAAAGAAGAAAGACCUGCGCAAGAGCCGAGAGGACCUGAGCACCGCGCCGAUCACCACGAGGUUCCCUGCGUACGAGAGAGUGGUGCUCCGUGAAGCUGGUUUCAGGAGACCCGUUGUGAUAUUCGGGCCCAUUUCCGACAUAGUGAAUGAGAAACUGGCCAACGACCUUUCCAACGAGUUUAUAGUUGCCAAAACGGAGCCCAAGGAUGCUGGAAGUGAGAAGUCUUCAGGAGUGGUGAGACUGAACACCAUCCGACAGAUCAUUGAGCGGGACCUUCACGCGCUGCUGGACGUCACUCCCAAAGCUGUGGACACUUUGAACUACACCCAGUGGUAUCCCAUCGUCAUAUUUCUCAAUCCGGACAGCAAACAAGGCGUCAAGACCAUGAGGAACCGCCUCAUGCCCGGAUCGAACCGCAGCACUCGGAAACUGUACGAGCAGGCAGUCAGGCUGAAGAAGACCUGCUCCCACCUCUUCACCGCGACCAUCGAUCUGAACUCGUCCAAUGACGCAUGGUACGGCAGUGUGAAGGAGUCCAUCCGGGGCCAGCAGGACCGAGCGGUGUGGGUCUGUGAAGGGAAGAUGGAUGGCUCAGAGGAGGACCUGGAUCUCCAUGAUGACCGCAUGUCCUACCUAUCUGCGAUGAGCGCAGACUACCUCAGCAUGGACAGCCGUCUGACCAGCGACUAUGACGACACGGCAGACGAGGGCGGGGCUUACACUGACAACGAGUUGGACGAGACGCUGGACGAGCCACAGCCCGUCUCGGCCAUCAGUAGGUCGUCUGAGCCGGUGCUGCCUGAAGAACCUCGGCGGAGGGUCGGGAGCAGAGAGGUUCUGAACAGGGAGCACAGCCCCCCACCAUCGUUUGUUCCUGAACCUCCAAAGGUACGCGCUCAGACUCGGACCGACUCGACACGCAGCUACGAGUCCCACUCCAGCAGCACCAUCAGCAGCAUCGACGCAGCGGCCGGCAACAAGCCGGCCCCCCCACCUGUGGCCACAAAGCCCAGCAUCGCCCGUCUGCACCAGUCAUCAGAGGAACAGAUACCAGCGAAGGAGCAGGACAAGGACGACCCGGACAGAAAGUCCUUCCUGGGCAAGAGAAUGGCCAAUCAGAUUAAAGCGUUUGAGAAGAUGGACCACCUGGCCCGAGCUCAGAGGCUUCUGGAGCUGCAGGAGGCAGAAAACGCUCGAUUGGAAAUCGCCCAGAAGCAUCCAGACAUCUAUGCUGUCCCAAUGAAGCUGCCAAAACCCAACCUCAACCGCCCUCAGCCAAUCGGCUCAAACGCAGAGCCGCAGACGAUGUCCAGGCCCAUGUACUCGGAGACGAGAGGAAACGAGGACAAAGAGGCAGAGUACCGCCGUCAGCUGUCCGAGCAGACCAGGAGGGGAUACUACCACCCUCAGAAGUACACGGACACUGAGCUGUGAGGCUCCAGACCAGGAAGUGAAGUCACACCCAUUUUCCAGCUUCUGUCGCUCCCAGGACUCUUUAUUUGCUCUCACAUUUCCUUCCAUGAGGUCUGGCUUUAGCGCUGAGUUCACGCUCAUUAACUCGGAGGCGUCAGUACCGCUGUACAGAGAGAGAAUGUCGUUCCUAAACGGCUGGUUUCCAGAGAGAUGUUCUGGUGUAAAUAUUCAGUUUGGGUCUCUGACGUUUUGGUUUCUUUAAAUAUAAUCAGUUCGAGUCUCCAGUUUUUUACCAUCACAGCAGAGGCAAAGAGGAGAGGUCCAACAUGUCGCUCAGCUGUGAAGGUGUAAACGAAUCCUAACAGAUAAAAUCUAGAGGGUUUCUAAAUCUGAUCCAUCAAAAUAUCAAGCGGAAGUCUUCAUUUUACUCCACAGUUUUUUUGUAUUUUACUUCCAAGCAGCCAGAUUCUCCUGUAAUGUUUAAAGUGGGUUUGAUGAGCAGUUCUCCGAAGUUUCUGAAGGUCCUUUUAAAAGCUGCACGAACCUUCUAGUCAUUUUUCCCUCCACGAACCAAAGUAUAAUAUAGAGGUCCUAAAAAAUUAGCCAUUUAUUGAGUAUGCAGAAAAAACAAGAGUAUGGAAAAUGGUUGAUAUUGCAGCUUUUAAUACUUAUUACGCAAUCUAAAAGAUACAAAUCUGAACUCUGGAAGAAGGAGGGCCUUUUUAAGAUUAGUUCAUAUUUAAAUGACUUCCUUUAAUUUACCACAGAAAAAACUUAAUUUUGUUUCCAGUUUAUUGACCAGAGAUAAAUGUGCAUUCAUCGUUUUGGCCUCUAAACCCUCUUAAAACAGGACUUUCUAAUUGAUUUUUAACUGGGUCUCUUUUACAUGCCAAAUGAAGCUCUUAUUUUUAUGUAAUAUUUCGCAAACAAAUUCGAGGUAUACAGAUUACAAACUGAUUUUUAUAAUCUGCCAAUAACACAGAAUAAACCAACCCACAGUUUCCAAAUGAAAAGUAUAGAUGUUUAAACAGAACUGACUUCAGUUUGUCUGGUUGCUCUGCAUCAGGCAUCUGCAACUUCACUAAUGUGUGUAUUUAUGAAUUAUAGUAAUAAUAAUAAACCUUUACUAGGUGUUUUGUACUCGGAUGCCUAGUAUGACAUUAAAACGCCUGAUAAAAAUCAGGAGAUUUGAGUCUGGAAUUUGAAAUGGAAAAGUAGUAGGAAAAUAGAAAAUCUCUGAACCAGGGUAGAAAUUUACCUCUAAAACAUCCCUGAUUGGGAGGUAGUGUGGUUUUAUAUUUCCAGUUUAUCAUUUUCCCAGUUUAAAUUCUUCAACAACUUAUAUUUUUGGAAAAAUUGAAGUUUAUUAAACAAGAUUAAUUGGCUUUUUUUGUUUGCAAACACAUUCAGAUUAUUAGAUCAUUUUCAUUAAAGUGAAAAUAAAAAAUGCUUAUUGGUAACCAUAUUUGUUUUUGAUCUAAGAGAAGGUUAAUUUAUAAAUUACAAACUUCCUGGAGUAAUUUUAUUUCUGUUCAGAGUGUAACCGCUGUGAAAACAUUUUAGUUAUUUUUAGAUCACCAGGUUGUAAUUAUGAUCAGAACUUGCCUCUCGCUCUAAGGACUAAACACUGUGCAAAAUUAAUCUAAACUUUGUUUCAGUUUCCUUUCCAUGGAGUUUGGGAUGACUUUAUCUAAGUUACAAAGUGUAAUCGCUGUAACAGAGUCGUCAUUUAUAGUUUUAUGUAUUUUUGUGGCUGAAUUUUCUUUCUAGUUUCCUGCACUUGAUUUAAAAUCCGUUCUAGUUGGAGAUGUCCUCAAAGUUUCAAGUCACUUAACUUAAUUUGUAAACCAUAAUUGCUAUAAAAUCUGAGAUGAUUGUUGCAGAGGGUCAUUUUUAGUCACACUCUGACCUUUUGCAGCUGUUGUUAGCAACUGAUUGCCAGGGUCAAAUAAAAGGUCCCAGGAAAGAAAUUAUCACGUUUCUUCUGCUAAAAUUAUCUUUUGUUUAUGUGAAAGUGGGAAAAGUGGAGGAAAAAACCGUCCGGAGUCCAAAGAAACAUCUCCGACCUUCAGAAACCAUGACGAACUAUUGAUCAAGGCCAAUUUAAGUUAGAAAAAGAAAAUCUGGAUGCCUUGAAUGAAAAUGUGAAGAAAUGAGGUGCGAUUCGAGACUUUUGUACAGAACUAUUUAUGUCAUUUUUAGCAUAUUUAAGUGUAGAAAAAUCUUAAGUAAAAUGCUCAAAUAUUUAGUGUCUUGUGUCACAAUUUAAGAGUUAAUAAGCCCCCUCCCCUAAAAGAGUUUAAUAAUAAACGAUCAGCACAGGAAAAGUUCAUUUAUACACUAAUGUUACACGUUUGUGUGUUUUAGGCUUCAGCCAAAGCUUCACUGCUCCAGCUUCAUGUUGAUGCUUAAUCCAAAUUUCUCUGAAUAAAAAAAACCCGUUGUCUGUUUGGAAGAACAUACGGUCCUCUUUCACCAGCUUGUAAUAGUGAAAACAUCCACACUUUGUUCACCUUCGUCCAGUUUGUGUGUCGCCCAUAAAACGGUCCCAACAUUUCACGCCGGAUGCCUCCUUCAGCGCCACGCCUGCGUUCUGGGUAGCAGAAAACUGUCACGUGCCUUGUUGCUCAUGGGAAAUAAAGCUGCUGUCAACAACCUGAGAGGUCGGACGCUGGACGGAAAAACUGGAAGCAUUCGGCUUGUUUUCCUGUUUAAAAACUAACAAAAAAGCUGCAGAUUUGAAACAGACGUCGUUCCUGCUGUUACUUUUUUAUUGAGCUGAUGUUUGAAAGUUUAAGUCAGUCUGGAGGGGAAGUUAUUACAUUUAAACAGCUGCGUCUCGUCUACCGAUGUCCUCUAGAAGAAACACUGAACGAGAAAUAGAAAAGGUGCAGCACAGUUUGUCUUCUUAGCUGCUUUUAGCAGAGACAAUCACCUUUUUUACUGCAUAUAUUUUUAUACAGAAUAUAAACCCGCUUUAGUCGACGUGUUUGUGAACAGGCGUGUCGAGGAAUGUGGUGACAAUCAUGAUGUCUUAGUUUAUGAUUUUCGUUUUUGUGGUUUGUGAUCUCCUGACUGUUUCACGACUCGCUCUUGAAAGAAUCUGACAAAUAAAACUUUUUUUUUUACACAUUC
Molecule: messenger RNA, 7159 nt
Organism: Girardinichthys multiradiatus
Lineage: Eukaryota; Metazoa; Chordata; Actinopteri; Cyprinodontiformes; Goodeidae
Gene: tjp2a
Product: tight junction protein 2a (zona occludens 2)
Exons: 25
Coding region: 224-4045 (1273 amino acids)
Biological process (GO): positive regulation of blood-brain barrier permeability; protein localization to cell-cell junction; cell-cell junction organization
Cellular component (GO): bicellular tight junction; plasma membrane
Molecular function (GO): cell adhesion molecule binding
Source: RefSeq, a predicted model, not a curated record